Molecule: messenger RNA, 5668 nt
Organism: Caenorhabditis angaria
Lineage: Eukaryota; Metazoa; Nematoda; Chromadorea; Rhabditida; Rhabditidae
Source: the annotation of a GenBank genome assembly
AUGUAUCACACACCAUCCAUCUUCAAUCCAUUAAAAGAACAUGCACUUUUAACCCAGUGUGUUCUCCUUUCGAUAUUGAACAACCAAAAAAUAGAGAAAAAGAGUGUUCAUAUUCUGCUGCAAAAUUGUUUCCAUCCCCAUCUUUCGAGUCAGUCAGUAGUCUUUCUUCUAUACAUACAUACAUACAUACACACUCUCACACACAUACACAAAAAGAACCCCCCGGUUGUCGCCUAUAGGCGCCGCGCUUACCCCCAGUCAAAAAAGAAGGAAAUAUUGAAAGAAUUGUAGAGGGUGUUAGAGAAAAGAACGUCUCUCUUGAAGAAAUGCCUGGGGGAGAGUAAUAGAGAAAAAAAGCGACACCACACACACACAUACACUUUUUAUCGUUCUUUUUCCCGCUGCGUAUUUUCACAACGUUUUUUUUUGUUUAAAAUCAUCCAUUCCUACUAACUCUUUUAAAAAUCAUGCUUAUUAAUUGUCAUCUUUGAGAAAAUAUUAUUAAAAAUAAGUAGUCUCUCGAGAGUCGCCAAUUAGUGAAUGUAUGUGUAAAAACUUAUAUAAGCUCAAUUUUUCUAAGUUCUUUUGCCGUUUUCUCACUCGAGAUCUCUUCAAUUUUUGCAAUACAGACAAAGCAUAAAAACAUAUAUUUUCUUAUUACACGAGUUUUUCCUUUUUCGCAAUAACCUUGAAACAACCAUUAUUACGCAACUAUUCCGAGGACAACCAAAUCUGGUCUGGUCCAUAUAGAAUUGCUCUUUCUAUACAUUACAUUCUCAAUGCUGUUCUAGUUUCCUGAAAAUUACCAUCAAUUUUGUAGAAAUGAUUAGCUCAAUUUUUUCUCCGUCUUUCUUCGAUAAAUAUUUCUCAUUAAACCUUCACAGGAAAAAUCACAUAAAUAGAAAAAUCAAAAAAUCUGAUAUCUCGAUCCUCGCAUUUUGUUGAAAAUCUAUUUCCAAAAAAAUAUUUAAUUUGUUUCUUUUUUCAGACCGUUUCGGUCAACGGGUAUCACAUUCAAAAACGAACUUAGUUUUCGUUUUGUGGUACUUUUCGAAUCGUAAACGUCGACGCGUGGAGGAGGGGAUUUUAUUAUAAUAAAAUAAACAAUUAUUAUAAAAAUCACAUAUUAAAAAAGGGGUAUGCGACGACGUUCAAAAACUUUAAACUGGAAGAUAUAAGGUUUGUAAAAAAAAUGGAUUCGGAUUGUGAAGAUUGUUUGUUUUUUGUUUAGAAAGAAAUGACGACAUGCGGUGAAUCAAGAUUGCAUUCGAGAGUUGGUGAAACACACAAUAUAACAUCUACAUCAAUUCGAGAUGUUGACAAUGAUUCGAGAAGUACAGAUAGUGGAAAUGAAUUGAGUGGAAGUAGCAGUGAAGGUUUGCCAUCUUUUUUUUUUUGAAAAUUUUCAAACCCCAGACUCAAAACUUUUCAAGGUCAAAAAAAUCCAAAUUUUUUUUUGAUCUUCCACAAUUUUUUGAUCACACCGCUAAUUUUUUAAUGUUACGAAGUUCGGUCGAGAUAAAAAUGGCCAGUCCUGAAAAAGUUGAUAUAUUCUGCUCGACACUUUUCGAGCUCUCUCUGACUUUGUCUAUAAUAAAAAUCAUAAUAAAAAAUUAUGUGUAAGUUUGAGAAGUAAACAUUUUUAUCAAGUUUGUUUAUCAACUAACCAAAUAUAUUUUAUCAGGCGAUUCGGUGUCACAACACAACAAUCCGUUGGAUAAUGCAUCGACAUCACCACCAACAUCUGGACAAUAUGGAAUGGACGAAUUGCUUGCUGACGGGCAUUUCACGGCAUUUGCCAAUUCUGGGACUGAUAUGACACCACAACAUGGAAUUGCGGUUACUGGAUCAUUAUUUGAUACUCCGCAAUCACCAGAAGAACAACAAUGGGGUUCAUCGAGUAAGAAUUAUUUUCAAAAAACUUAUAAAGACUAUUUUUUUGCAGUUGUUCCAACACAAUCAUUUGUUUCUUCAAAUCGUUCAAAUCGACCAAUUCCAUUUUCAUUGUAUGCACCGCCAUCGAAUUCUCCAUUAUAUCGAGUUUAUACUCCAAAUUGGUUGGAUUCAAAACCUUCGAAUAAAUCAUUCAACAGUGAAACAACUGGGGAAACAUCGACUGAUGCUUUGUGGACUCCAAAACUGACUUUUCAAAAUAUGAGUUGUUUGGCUACACCAACACCAGCUGUUCGUUCUGCUUUCGAUUUAUUGAAUCCGGUAACAAAUUCAACCAGUUAAAUUUCAAAAAUAAUUUUGAAUUUAGGAUGAUACACCAGUAUUUUCACCGUUGUCACCAACAAAUACUUCGAAUAUUGUACCAUCAUCUCCUGUUGCCAAUUCAACACCAAUAAAACAACAUUCGGCAGCAGUUGUUCCACCACAAGUAUGGUAUAAUUCUCGUAAUGCAAAUACACCAAAUUUGAUUUCUCCAAAUAUGAUGAUUCCACCACCACCAAUUACAAAAAUUGAUACAAUUUGUCAACAACAACAAGUAUCGCCACUUCCGAUUGCAAUUCAAAAACAAUUACAAUUACAAUCAAAUAAUCAUCCAUUAUCUUCAACUCAAUGUCAAGGAUGUGAUUCAACAAAUUCAUCAUUUGGUUAUUGUGUUCAAUGUCAAGAAAGAUUGUGUUCGUAUUGUGUUCAAGCUCAUAAUCGAGUUCGAGCGACCAAACUACACACAAUUGUUGAAAUGGCUCAUUUGUACAAUUUGAUAAAACAAGGAAAAUUGGUAUUUGGAAAUACGGAGGAAGUUAAUCGAAAUAUUGGAGGUGGAUCAAUUGGAAGUGGAACUGAAGGUAUUUAUUUGAAAAUUGAAAAACUAUAAAAAAAAUAGGAAGAGAAAUUCGAAAAUACAAUACACUUUACCAUAAAUGCCAAUAGAGUUUUCAGAAAACAUUAUUUGACUUUUUAUCGUUGUAUUCGUUUGAAAAAUUUAUUUAUCAACAGUAAUUUUUCAAAAUCUCAUCGCGAAUUUUGAUUUCAAUAAUAUUCCAGGAUUUUUUUCUUAUAGAAAUGAGUGUAUUUGUUUUUUUAGUAUUCAAAAGAGAAAAAUACUCACCGUUUUCUAUCCAAAACCCUUGAACCAUAAUUUUAUCAAAUUUCGUAAACUCGAUAAUUUCUACUAUAGUAAACUAACGAAAUAAAACAAAAUGGAAUAAGAAGAGAUAAACUAUAUAUGCCGCCUAGUUUCUUAGCAACGAGUUAUUUUUUUUCCAUCUCUCACCUCAUCUCUCAAUUAUUUUGUUUUCAGCUCAUGAUUCAUUGAGUGGCGAUUCUUCUCCUCGAUCUUCUUCAGUUUGCAGUGUUCACGAAAAUCGUGUUGUUGGAUUCUGUGAUCAUUGUCCACAAACUAAAACACUUUGUGCAAUUUGUGUUGCUCAACAUCCAAAUAAACAUCGAGUUCAACCAAUUGGAGAUCUUCGUUUUGCAAUCACUGAAUUGGUCAAUGAAUCAUUGUUGCUCCAAUGGCAAUGUGAAAAAGCAAACGAAACAAUUUCAAAAAUAAUCGAUAAUAUUGUGAGUAAUGCGAAUUGUGCUGAAAAUGAAGCUCGAACACAUUUCGAUAAUUUGAUAAGUGCUUUGAUUGAUCGAAAAGCUGAAAUAUUGAAUCGCGUUGAAACUGUUAAAAAUCAAAAAUUGACAAUUCUUUAUGGUCAAUCGAAGAUUUUGACAGAAAAACAAAAUGAGAUGAAUGAAGCUGUAAAUCAAGCAAAAUCAAGUAUUGAACAAGGAAUUCAAGAAGAAGAUUUGAAGAUUGUAUUUGAUAGAUUGGCUGAAACACAAAAAGAUCAACAUAACAAUAAUAUUGUAAUGUUAAGUUGUCAAGCAAAUGAAGAUGAUAGACUUCGUUUUGUAACAUCACAAGAUGGAACACUUGUCAAUAAGUUACGACAAUAUGGACAUAUUGAAAGUGGAGCAUGUGCAACAACAAGUACAAUUCUCGGAGAUGGUUAUAAUAAAGCAAUUCGUGAAAGACAAUCGCUUAUUUAUAUUCAAUUAAGAGAUGCAUGUGGUGAUCCAUUAUCAUCUUCAAUUGCUUCAACACAAGUUCCAAAAUCACUUUUGCCUCAACAAUCAUCACAAGUUGAAAUUAAUGGACAACCAAAAGCUGAAGUUCAUGCAAUUAUGUUUGCACCGGAUGGAUCAUUGAUUAAUGUCAAUAUUUCGUAAGUUUCCAUUAAAUUUGAAAUUUGUAAAACAAUUUUUUAAAUUCUUUUAGACCACGUGAAAAUGGAAUUGUUUGUAUUUCAUAUUUGCCAUUAAUCGAAGGAACUUAUACUUUGAAUAUACUUGUUAAAGGAACACCAAUUGAUGGUUGUCCAACAAAAAUUGAUGUUCGUCGUGGUCGAAAUUAUGAUGAAAUAGCAUCAAAUGGUCCCUUAUUCUCAUUCGGAGGUGAAGGUUCUGGAGAUGGACAAUUAUGUCGACCAUGGGGAAUAUGUGUUGAUUUACUUGGACGUGUUCUUGUUGCUGAUAGAAGUAAUAAUCGUAUUCAAAUAUUCGACAAGGAUGGUAAUUAUUUGUCGAAAUUCGGUGCAACUGGAAAUCGACCAGGACAAUUUGAUCGUCCUGCUGGAAUUACUGUCAAUACUUUGGUAAGCAAAACAAUACUUUUAAUACAAAAUUUAAAAAAAAAAAACUAAUUUUUAGAAUCAUAUAAUUGUUGCUGAUAAAGACAAUCAUCGUGUCCAAGUAUUCAAUCAAGAUGGUGAAUUUAUUUUGAAAUUCGGAGAUCGUGGAAGAGCAAUUGGUUAUUUCAACUAUCCUUGGGGAGUUGCAACAAAUAGUCAUAAUGCAAUUGCUGUUUCUGAUACUCGUAAUCAUCGAGUUCAAAUUUUCACUGCUCAAGGGCAAUUUGUUCGAAAAUGUGGAUUUGAUUCCGCAUAUUUCUUCAAAAAAUCUUGAUUCGCCACGUGGUGUUUGUUAUUUACCAGAUGGACAAUUAUUGAUCACGUUAGUUUUCAUUUUGUGGAAAAAAUAUUGUGAUUUUAAACAUAUGGAUUUUUAGUGACUUCAACAAUCAUCGACUCGCCAUUUUAUCACCAAGAAAUAUGUCUGAAAUGAAAGUUUAUGGAAGCGAAGGAGACGCAGAUGGAAUGUUUGUCAGACCUCAAGGUGUUAAAAUCGAUACCGAAGGACAUAUUCUCGUUUGUGAUUCCAGAAAUAAUCGUGUUCAGGUAAGGUUUUGGGAAAAUAUUUAAUUCUAGGGUUUUGCCUGAGAUUUCUUUAGUAUUUGAAAAAAAAAAUUUUUGAGCAAAACAAACGAUUCGAGAAAUGUUUUCUAUUUCCACGAAUUAAUUUCUAUCAAUUCACUAUUAUUCUUAAUAGGUAUUUGCAUCGGAUGAUAUGCGUUUCCUUGGUUCAUUUGGACGUGGUCCCGUAGAAUGUUCAACUCCAGGUUUUCAAAUGCCGACCGAACUUCCUACUCCACGAGCUGUAAGUUUCAUCAAUAAUACAUUUGUAUUCUAUUGUUUUUUUUUCCUAGUCAACUGGUCCAUUUGGUGCACCAUCAUUCACUUCACCAAAUUCAUCCCCACAAUCUCAUCAUCAAUCAACAACAUCAAUUUCGCGUCAAGAUCUUAUGGAUCGUCCAACCGAUUUGGCUGUCGGUCCAGAUGGUCGAAUUUAUGUUGUUGAUUUUGGAAAUCAUUGCAUCCGUGUCUUUUAA